AGUUCAGUAUACAUUAUCCCUAACGGAAAUAGCGCAUACUGACUUUUGAACUUCAGAUCGCACAAUUUUGCCUAGCCCAGUUGGUGUUGGCGAACUUGAUGAGGAUGGGAAUAUGGUAUACCAGCUGCAAAAUAGCAAAGCGGUCAUCCCUUACAAAAUAUCUAUCGAUCCUCGGUUGCCUAAUUCGUUUUCAUGCGAUGGCGGAGAAAUAGGCUACUGGCUAUCUAUUGUCUUCCACUGUGAUCAAUACACUGUGCAAGAUUCUGUGGCAUUCGAGGCGCGCCAAGUGAAUGUUUAUCAAAUGGAGAGUUUCAAAGCGAUUGACUCUAGUAGUAGCCUCUCGUCUACCAGCUCCAAGGUAGACAUGGGUGGACCAGGAAAACUGGAAGUAGCGGCGUGGUUGGCAUCACCAUCUUUUGGUGUUGUGGAAGGAACUGAAGCAAAGAUCACGUUGUCGAUUCGUAACUUUACAAAGAAAAAAACGCAAGGGAUCAAACUUGAACUGUUUCGAACAGUCAAGAAAUCAAUAUGGGAUGGAAGUGGAGAUAAUGUGAAAAAAGUGGCAGAAGAGGUGUAUUCCACAGACGACAGCCGCUUUGAACCUGGUUUUUAUGCGCAUGUGACAGUGGGGAUUCAACUCCCUGUUGGCUUGUACUCAUCAAACGGGAUUCCCGAGGUUUCCGUUCAUUACUCUAUCAAAGCAUCUAUUUUAGUCCCCCUGAGCGAUCCUAUAGGAUUAGAUAUUCCAGUACGCAUUGUGCGGCCAUACAGUUUCCCUGAAGGAACUGUGAGCAAGCGUCUACCGGAACCUCCUGUCAGUGUUGGCACUCAAACCAAGGAGAUGGAGAAAAGCGAACAGAUGGAUAAUGUCACUAACGUCAUCUCACACGAAGAUCGACUAUUGGCCAUCAGCCAGGAUUUGGAGACGUUGUUGGCUGAUUCAACGAUAUCAAACGACCCUCAGCUUUAUUACUACACUUCGAGCAGCGACGACGAAACAAUGUCGAUAGAAAGCAUGUCGGAUAGUGCUAGCGACGAGAGUGAAACGAAGCAAGCUUAUUUCGUCCGUGCUUGUCAGCCAACCUAUUCAUUCCGAGGCACCAGCAAGUCAAGAAAGCCUUCAGUCCAGUUGACGUUAAACACAACAGGUCAUCGCUAUCAAGAUUCAUUUGACUCACAAGAGACGCAUAAUGCUGGACUAACCAGCGACUCUUCACGUUUCUCACACUGGGCCUCCCAAUACUCGGCUUCGUCGCCACGAACACCAAUAGGUGAGACGGAUGAUGAACAGCAUUCAUUGUUCCGGUUCCGUACGAUGAGUGCCCCUAGCCUGAGACUUCUCGCUGAUGACAUACCAAUGGACACGACGAAACGGCUAUCCAAUCAUAGCCUGUACAAUAGCGGAGACUUCACGACCUCCAAUGAUGAUAUUAAGCCCUACAGUCACAUAUCUCGUCGAAAACACAUACGAGCCAUACCGUGGCGUUCUGGCUUUGAUGAAACUACAGAUGAGAUUUAGAGAAACUAGCAUUAUAUAAUGUUUAUAUAAUAACUAUUGAGAGUGAAAAGUCUACACCAACAAUCGAGAGAUAGAAUAGAGGAAAGUAGACGUUGUUAUGUAAGUUCUGUUAAGAUUUUUGUUUUUGCAUUGUACAUAAAAUUGUAGAUACUGUUGAACAGUACAUAUGUUUCCGAGCAUUGUCAAAAUGUCGCCUUUUUUCUGUAUUUUCUUUUGGAUAUCGCUAGCAA
This is a messenger RNA of Umbelopsis ramanniana AG, 1749 nucleotides long. RefSeq lists its product as uncharacterized. Bases 113 to 1519 code for a protein of 468 amino acids. The record is from RefSeq and is a predicted model, not a curated record. NCBI's taxonomy places the organism in Eukaryota, Fungi, Mucoromycota, Umbelopsidomycetes, Umbelopsidales, Umbelopsidaceae. The transcript is spliced from 4 exons.